CUUUGUUCUGCCAAAGUCGCAGCGAAGCAACUUGCAAGAUGUCGAGGGAAUCUGAGCCAUUGUGGCCAUCCGGGGUGGUCCCUCUUGGAGCAGAUGACCCGGAGGAGCAAGAGCACCUGGAGGCAUGGUGCCGUCAAUUCGUUGAAGAGCUCGCCGGAUCUGGGUCUGACGUUGAAGCCUCUGCAAUCGAGCCGCUGCGACAGAUGGCACCGCAUGCGGCACCUCGUUCCCUAAGGGAAGCACGUCUCUUGAUGGACCAUGGCGACAGAGAGGUCAUGCAGAAAUGUUGCGCAGAGACGUUUCGCAUAAAGGCACUUGCAGCUGGCGCUAUGCUGAUGACUGUCACCCUGGCAGCCUGGUUUCUCUUCAAGGGUGCUACUUUCACCUCUGGUCAGGCGCAUCCCAGCUUGGAACUAGCUCAGCAACGUUGGCAGUCCGAGUAUGGAGCCAGGAGAGGGAUCUCGGACGAAUCCACUGCUGCAGGGCGACGGAUAAAGCCGUGGGCUCAACGGAGCCAAAACUAUUUCAUUAUCAUUGGUGACUGGGGCAAGGCUGGUGGGCCCGGAAGUUGUCAGUAUGCCGUGGCUGGGAAGUUGCAGCGCUUUGUGAAAGCACAGAAACAGGCCGGAAAGCAUUUGCUGUUCAUCGCAUCUGUUGGUGACAAUUUCUACUGGACUGGUGUCACUCCAAAGGCCUGGAGGGAAGACUGGGAGGUGCCAUAUGGUCCAAACAAUGUCACUUCAGCACUUUAUCAGGUUCCAUGGCUCGCGGUCUAUGGGAAUCAUGACUUUGGUGAACAUGACCCUUAUGCUAUCUGUCCACAUGUCUACCCAAUUGGCUUGAUCAACAAGCAGGCAUAUUCGGGGAAUCAGUUGAAUCAGGACCGCAAUCCGAAUCGGCCGGACAGCACCAAGUCCUUUUGGAUGCCGGACUACAACUACCACUAUGAAAUUCCCGAAGCAGACUUGGAGGUCAUAGCCGUGGACACCAAUGGGAAAAUGGAUCCAAACCUCAUUGCAGGCAAUGCGAAAGCCCGCGGGAUCGCCGAUGACGUGUGUGGAGGCCGCUCGGUCACAGAGAGUUUCCUGAAAGCGGUGGCAAAGGCAGGCGAUGACCUUGUAGUCGAGCGGGCCAAAAAGAGCACAGCUAGCACUGUACUUAUUAUUCAGCAUUAUCCUGGCCUAUGUCCACGAGCUUUGUUUGAGAAUGCCUUGACCCCUGAACGCCGUGCGAAGGUGAGGCUUAUUUGCGCCUACGGGCACGUCCACAGCCAGCGCUGUGAUGUGAAAAUCAAUGGCCAGUGUAUGGAUGUCCUGUCCGGUGGUGGAGGAGGUUGUUGUGGCCCCAUGGUCAACCUGGCGGGCUUCACUGCUGUUCAUUUAGACGACAUGGGCGGAGCUCACGUGGACGUGGAAAGUCCAGAGGUGCGCAUGGCAAAGGACACAUGCAAACGGUGAGCCGUGCGCCAUGUCAGCUUCUCGAUCUUCUCGAGGAUUUGACCAUGAUGAAUCUGAUGAUCGUUUACCUGCGGAAACAGUAU
Molecule: messenger RNA, 1540 nt
Organism: Cladocopium goreaui
Lineage: Eukaryota; Dinophyceae; Suessiales; Symbiodiniaceae
Source: the annotation of a GenBank genome assembly